CCAAGCCCGGCCAUGAGGCGAGCCAUGGCCGAGGCGGCCGUAGGAGACGAUGAUUACGGUGAAGAUCCCACGGUCCACGGUGAGCCGGGCGAAUAGGCCCGGGGCAGGGGUCGUUGAGGUGACCCCUGGCGCUGUCCUUGGUGCUGACAGGAGGACAGCAUGGACACAGAGUGAUGCCUUGCAUUUGAGAAGGCAGCAGCAGGCUAAGUGGUGCGCUCUGCGUCCUUGCUGGUUCUCGGGGAGACCCUUGCUAAUGCGGCCUCCUGAGCGCCAUACUGGACUUGAGGAGCCAGAAUCUGCAUUUUUUAACAAGACCGCCGGGUAAUUUCUGUCCGCUGUCACCUAACUGCGCAGAUGGAAGUUGUCCAGCCCUGCAAAGCCAGGCUCUGAGAGGCCAGAGAAGAGCGCAAGGACCCACAUAGAGCAGGGAAGAACCAGGGUCUGAGGCAGGUCUGACUGCAGUGGCUUGUAACUACUCUCCUGCAGUCACUGACUUCACAGAGACAAAACCAAUUGCAAAAAGAAAACGCUUGCUGCCCCUUCCCAGGGCAGCAUCAUGACCCUAGGGAAUGCUGUAAGGAGACAGCAAACCAAAGGCAACCCGGGCUCGAGAGUCAACCUCGAGUGUUGCUGGGGUGUGUGCCGCUUCCACCGUUUCAGAGAUAAACCACAGAUCACCACUUGACCCCUGGAGGCCCGGGUCACUGGGGGCUGAUCAGGAAUCUAGCAACAACACGCUGCUACCAGGAACUUCACAGAUGCUGAGCUGCUCGGCAGGCACCUGGUGUAAACAGGUCACCACAUCAAGGCUGGGAGAACUGCAGGAAAAGGCUGCAAAGCUGCUCGGAGUGGAGCGGACUCUGUUUGUGCCCACCAACACCAUGGCCAACCUCAUCUCUGUAAUGGGUCACUGCCGGCGCCGGGGUUCCCAGGUCAUCCUUGGGCAGGAAUGCCACCUCAACAUCUAUGAGCAGGGCGGAGUGGCUCAGAUCGCUGGGGUUCACUCCCACCCCCUCUCAGACCUGCCCCAAGGCACCCUGGACCUGAAUGAGCUAGAGAGGGCACUGACUCGGGGCUUCGGGAGCGCCUACCAUCCGGUCUGUGAGCUCGUGUGCCUGGAGAACACGCACAACAUCGCAGGGGGCCGGGUCCUACCCAUCGACUACCUCCGCCAGGUGCGCCUGCUGGCCCAUGCCCAUGGAGCACGGGUCCACCUGGACGGGGCGCGGCUGAUGAACGCAGCUGUGGCUCUGCGUGUGCCUCCCGCCCAUCUAGUGGAGCACUGUGACUCUGUGUCCUUCUGCUUCUCUAAGGGGCUUGGCGCACCAGUCGGCGCUGUGGUUGGGGGAUCCAAAGACUUCAUUGAGGAGGCCUGGCGCCUCCGAAAGGCCCUGGGCGGAGGCAUGCGGCAGGCUGGAGUGCUGGCCGCGGCUGCCCUGGUGGGACUGGAUGAGGCCGAGGAGGUGCUGCCGAGGGACCAUGAGAAUGCAAGGAGAUUCGCUAAAGGACUCCAAGAGCUGGCGUCACCCAUUUGCUCUGUGAACCCUGCCACCGUGGAGACCAACAUGGUGCUGGUACACGUGGCUGGACUGCCCCCGACAGAGCUGUGCCAGCGCCUCCAGGCUGUGAGCGCGGAGGAGGUGGCUCAGACUGGCCGUGCCGUGCGCGUGCUGCUGUUUCCCUGGACGGGACGGUCUGUGCGGGCCAUGUGGCACCGAGAUGUGUCUGCUCAGGACACGGAACUGGCACUGAGGAAGUGGGAGUUUGUGCUGAGACAGUUGGAGCCCUGAGGUCAGGGGACCAGGGACCCGUGCCCUGGCUACAACUGAAGUGGGCAGUGAGCCGUGCCAAGCCUGGUGAAGGCUGGUCGUCUCUGGAAGAUGACAUCAUUCAGCCUCUGGUUCCCUCCAGUGGUGGCCUCAUCCAGUCAGGAAUAGGCAGACACUGGAUGGCAUGAGAUGCAACUGAAUUAUCCAGAGGACGUGGACAGAGGGGGACAGAUCCUGGGGCUGGGAAGUGUAGCCUGAUUGCCUAGUGUACACAAGCCCUGGGUUCAGUCUCCAACACUGUAUAAACAGGUGUGUUGGCUCACAUCUGGGAUCCUAGCAGGGCGGAGGAUGAGAAGUUCGAAGUCAUUCUCAGCCACACCGAGAGUCUGAUGCAAACCUGGGCUACAGGAGACCCUGUCUUCAAACAAACAGGUCCUUAGUGACUGACAGAAUGGUGUUAUCAGAGAGGGCUGUGAAAUAAAGUAUUGAAGGCCUUG
Molecule: messenger RNA, 2266 nt
Organism: Psammomys obesus (fat sand rat)
Lineage: Eukaryota; Metazoa; Chordata; Mammalia; Rodentia; Muridae
Exons: 7
Coding region: 759-1790 (343 amino acids)
Biological process (GO): L-threonine catabolic process; glycine biosynthetic process
Cellular component (GO): cytosol
Molecular function (GO): L-allo-threonine aldolase activity
Source: RefSeq, a predicted model, not a curated record